Mycena citricolor is the source of this 4691-nucleotide messenger RNA. Lineage: Eukaryota; Fungi; Basidiomycota; Agaricomycetes; Agaricales; Mycenaceae. The record is from the annotation of a GenBank genome assembly.
AUGAAGAGAGUGACAACCGAGCUCCAGGACGUUGCCACAAUAUCUAUUUCCGUCGCGGAAAUUACAAGCCUCAUGGCAUCGGGCUCUCAAUCUGUCUCGGCCAAGGUCUCUGAAGAUCUCGCACGGGCUGCAGACGCGCUUCACAGCAUGCAACUGCAAGACGCGAACAUGCUCACCACGCCGACCUCACCGAAUAUCCCCCCAGCUACGUUCGGUGCUGCCGGUCGUCAAGGAUCAGUGCUGAAGCAAUUCGAUCAGUCGACGGAGACGAGCCGUAAAGGAUCCCAAGCGCCGACACCUCCGCAGACGUCAGUUGCCAAGCCGGAUUACUCUGAAUCCAAGAUCGUCCUCGCGAUGGUGAGUUCCUCGUCCUGCAACGAUGCCUCCUCGAUCCAGGGAAAUCCGCAGGUCGGACUGCCAGCGAGAGGAAAGUCGUAUCUGAGCAACAAGCUGAUGAUCUAUCUCAAAUGGCUUGAAUACGACGUCAAGGUCUUCAAUGUAGGUCAAUUGCGGCGGACGCGGGCGAGACAAAAGGCUCAACAGAGCGGUAUCACGGAAGAUCACAGCUCUAGCUUCUUCAGCCAUGAUAACGAGGAAGCUAAUCUCUCCAGGGACCGGCUGGCCGAGGACAGUCUGGAGAUGUUGAUUAAAUGGCUGAAAGACGGGGGCAACGUAGGCAUCCAUGGUCACGAUUAUGCCACGAACAGCAGUCGUCACCGGCGGGCGAGUAUCGAGGCACGAGUGAAAAAGGAGCCGGGGAUGCAAUUGAUCUUCCUGGAAUCCUUGUGCAAUGAUCCAGCUGUCAUUGCCGCCAAUGUGGCCCUCAAAGUCAGCUCUGGGGACCCUGACUACAAAGAUCACUCGCCCGAUGCGGCGAAAGCCGACUUUCUGCGGCGGAUUCACGAAUACGAAAAGGUGUAUGAGACUAUCACGGAGCCGCAUCUGUCGUACCUGCGGAUAACAGAUGUGGGACGCGAGGUGACUGUGUCGAGAAUCAACGGAUACCUGUCCAGUCGGAUCGCCUUCUAUCUCAUGAAUUUGCACCUCAAGCCGCGCAGCAUUUUCUUCUCCCGACACGGCGAGAGCCAGUACAAUGUCCUCGGCAAGCUCGGAGGCGACUCUUUGCUAUCGCCUAGGGGAAUGCAGUACUCACAGGCGCUGCCGGCCCUGAUCAAAGACAACAUCGGCGACCAGCCGUUGACGGUGUGGACUUCGACUCUGAGACGGACGAUCCAGACGGGAGAACACCUGCGGUACACCAAGUUGACGUGGAAAUCGUUGGACGAGCUCGAUGCGGGCCACGCCUAUCCCGAGGACUUUGCGAAUCGCGAUGAAGACAAGUUCAACUACAGGUAUCGUGGCGGCGAGUCGUACCGAGACGUGGUUGUCCGCCUGGAACCCGUCAUCAUGGAGCUUGAACGUCAAGAGAACAUCCUUAUCAUUGGACAUCAGGCCAUCCUUCGCUGUUUAUACGCCUACUUUCACCACCUGUCCCAAGAAGACCUACCGUACAUCAAGAUUCCGUUGCAUACCGUCAUCAAGCUGACGCCAAAGGCUUACGGUUGCGACGAGGAGCGAUAUGCCUUGCCUAUCACUGCCGUUGACACUCACCGGGCCAAGCCGAAGGCGCAUGCCCAACCGUCUGUCAUUCCCUCCACGUCCAGGCAAUACUUCGCAGAGCCAGAGUCCAAAUGAAGCAAUUCCUCGGCUGCAUGGGCAUAUGAUUUGCCUCGACAUCUAUCUCGAAUCCUGUCAUAGAUAAUCCGUGGAUACUCUCAUCAUCAGUGCUGUACUAAUGAAUGCUGUACCGAGACUUCCCGUCCCCGAUCCUCGCUGAGUUGGCACAACGCAAUCCCUUGGCACUCCAGCCUUCCCGACUUCUUCCAACUUCUUGCGUAGAUAUUCCGUGAAUGGUCACAGCCUCGAUGACUUGAUUCGUAAAGUUACAGUGGUACCAGUCGCGCCGAGCCGUUGGUCUCGCUCCAAAUGGAACUCUGGCCCGUGAGAGUGACAACCACCGGCGUCCGCCAUGAGAACCCCGCUUAUCUAUUCUUGCACCGAGAUCUCAAAUGGCCCCAUCCCCAGAGAAUAUAUAUAAACAGCUACAACACCAAUUUCAUCUUCAGCAGCCUCCCCCCCACCGCUCACUCACUCUCACCCUCACCUAUCCAGUCACUCAGUUCAUUCAACUGAUAUCAUGUCUUUCCCCACUACCCUCCGCUCUCUUGCCACCCGCCGCGCCGUGGUCCCCGUCGCGCACACCCGCUCCAUGUACAGCGCGUUCGGCCCGGCGCCGCGCCGCAUCCAACCUGCCUCCAACGCAGAGAUCUCCCUCGACUCCCCCGCCCGCCUCCAUGUCGUGGCAAACGGCCCCAGCGCCAACUUCUACGGUGUCCCCCUCGGAGCCUUCCACGUCUCUGCGCCCUACCACGAGCCGACCAUGGCCGCCGCGGAGGUGAAGAAGACUCCCACCACGAAGCAGAUCCAGUAAAUCAUUUGCACACACACACUCGCGCGACGCGCACAAUGGGGGGUCUCUUGGCCCAUAUGGACUUGUUGGGAUGCCGAGCAUUCGCGAGGUGGCGAAUUUAGACUAGUUACGGUGUAUCAUUGCUUGUAUUUUUUGACUCAUAGACUGCGUAUCUUUCGCCUUGGAUUACUGAGUGGUCGCGUGGAGUGCGUGCCAUGGCAUUGAGACGUCGGGACUCGGUAGCGAGACAGAACUUCUUCAGUUCGUCCGGGUCCAUGCCGCGGAAGUGGUCGCCAAUCGUUAUCGAUUCUUCCACACGGGCCCGCGUGGGUCGGGUACAAGAAGCAGAUUCCUCGACCCUGCGGCGUCCGUGGAAGAUGUUCAGGCCUUUUGCGAGGAGUGACGGUGACAGCAUGGGAUGGCAGCAAACAUUUACCCAGACCGCUUCCGCUCACACAUCAUGCAUCAGCCAUCACUUCGCCGUCAAGAUCUUGCCACUCGUCGCCACCAUCCCAAGAGAUUCUUGCGGCUGAGCCACGCAUGCCGAACCUGGACGAGGCCGACAGUCAAUUAAAUGCCACCGCGCGGGCGAUUGCGUCCCUCGAGCUCCAGAAAGCUGAUCUGCUGCAACAAGUCAAGAAUGUCGAUGUGCAGCUUAAAUACGCGCGAGCCAAGCACGGGAAACUGCUGAACCAGAACUCAGCGAUACAGAAGCUGCCUUGCGAGCUCUUGAGCUCCAUAUUCAUGACUUGCCAGCAGUUUCCCCGUACGAACGGAGGGAACGUCCCGUUCGAAGUGCUGGCGUCACAUGUAUCAACUAUCUGGAGGGAAGUAUCGCUCGGAACGCCUCUUUUAUGGACGAAUGUCACAGUCCGAGUGCGGCCGCGCCAGCUUGUCACCCGGAUGACCCUACAGUGGACGCUGGAUCGCGUGGAAACUUAUCUGGCACGCUCUGGAACCUGCCUUUUCACGACUUCGUUGGAUAUUUCAGGACCUUUCGAAAUCGACGAGAUACUGGGUGCUAUCGGGAAGCAUGCCUCGCGGUGGAGGAGACUUAAUAUAUCUAUCCGGAACCCCCCGGCUGCCGCAUUCGAGAUCUGGCAGGCUUUGCGUUCGCUGUGCGUCCCAGAGCUCGAGCAGCUUUCUAUUACUCUUGCGAAACUGUCAUCGGACGGCUACAACCCGAGCGAUGAUCGCAUGCCCUUCAUCUUCAAGGGUGGUUCCCCCUCGCUCAAAUCCGUGCGACUUUCUGGCGUUGCGAUCGGAUCGCUCAUUCCGCCGCUCGAGAUGAUCGAGACGCUGAAUCUCAGUAGGCAUCCGCUGAGCUACGACGUUCUGCGUGCUCUAUUCGAUGGGAUGCCUAAUCUAACCAACUUAUCACUCGGCAGAAUCGACUGUCCGUAUCGACAAGCAAGCGUGACACCGAUCCUGCUCAACAAGCUGCUUGCCUUGCGUUUGUAUGGGAACAUUGACGACGAGAGUGUUCAUCCGCAUCAUGUCCUGCGAAUGCUAUCGGUUCCGGCACUCGAGACGCUCGUGCUCAAGGACUUUGAAGCCUUUGAGGAACACGUCUUCCCGAAUGUACAUACAGUCACGCUCCUCGCGUCGCCGCUUUCCGCGGGCGAUAUGCUACGGAUGAUCCGUGCCUUUCCGAGUCUGCAGAACUUCCGCCUGGACGAAUCACUGCCGGAUAUCUUCGAUCUGUUGGGGAUGCUUGAUACGGCGACCCAUCUUCCGCCCUGGCCAAGGCUCGAGACCCUGACUGUGACAGACAUGGAAAUCGCCGACGUUGGCUUGCUCUGCGACAUGAUUUCCCAGCGCCAGCUGCUGAAGGCCCCGCUGGCGCGACUGGAGCUGGACCGCCGCAGUCGUGUCGUUCUGCGCAAGAAAUGCAAGCUGGAGUGGCUCAGGACGGUCGCACAUGUGGUGAGCCAUGAGGGGGCCUAUCCGUGGCCUUCGGACACCUCCGUCGAGGACCAAGACGACGGUUUCUGGGAUCCAUGAUAACGCUGCGUAGUGGUCGACAGAGCAGAUUCUGUACCGGCUCUCGUUGGUUGCAAUCGCUCCCGUGAUUUCACAUUGGGCGCCUCUUUUCAAUGUCUGUCAUGCACCACGCUGGACUCCUGGUUGGUCAGUGAUACCAACUUACCCAGUAUAUGAUCAUGUUUUAGUUGUUUCGAAUCUCACUCGAUCGUUAUAUCCUGCAAUUGCACCAUCCUUC